AUGUCAGGUCCACUAGAAAGAUUGGAGGAUUUGAUGAACCAACCAGGCAAUAAGAUAUGUGCAGAUUGUGGCACUCCAGAUCCUAAAUGGGUGUCUUCAAACCUUGGAGUAUUUAUAUGUAUCAAAUGUUCCGGUGUCCACAGAAGCCUUGGAGUUCACAUAUCAAAGGUUGUGUCAGUGAAGCUAGAUGAAUGGACAGAUGAGGAAGUUGAUUCCUUGGUCAAUUUAGGUGGAAAUACUAGAGUAAACAUGAAAUAUGAAAAUUCUAUUCCAGAUUAUGUCAAAAAACCAAAGCCAGAUUCCUCCAUAGAGGAGCGUUCUGAUUUCAUCAGGAGAAAAUAUGAGUUGCAACAGUUUUUGGACCCUCCUAAUAGUUCAUCUCAUAGCAUUUCCUCAUCAGUGAAUGCUAUUGUACCUUAUGAGAAGAAAAAUUUUGAGAAACAAGUCGCUAGCAUCCGUUUUAAUGCAAUUGGACAUGCAUUUCGGAACAGCUGGAGAAGAAAGGAGUCUGAGCACAAGCCUACAAAGAAAUCCAACUCAGAGCCGGGUAUGGUCGAAUUCGUUGGUUUGAUAAAGGUCAAUGUUGUCAAAGGCACCAAUCUAGCCAUUCGUGAUGUGGUGUCUAGUGAUCCUUAUGUAAUCCUUUCAUUGGGACAGCAAUCAAUGAAGACUCGUGUGAUAAAGAACAAUCUUAACCCAGUUUGGAAUGAAAGAAUAUUGUUAUCAAUUCCAGAACCAGUCCCACCUCUUAAAGUGCAAGUCUUUGAUAAGGAUACGUUCUCACAGGACGAUCACAUGGGGGAGGCCGAGAUAGACAUCCAACCUCUCCUCUCUGCUGCCAAAUCCUGCGAAAGCUCCACCAACAAAUCAUCUAUAGAGCUAGGAAAGUUGGCAGCAACCCAGGAUAGCACCUUACUAAAAGACAGUAUUAUCACCGUGGAAGAUGGAAAGGUAAAGCAAGUUGUCGCAGUAAGGCUGCAGAAUGUCGAACGGGGAGUGAUAGAAAUUGAGCUAGAAUGCGUUCCUCUAAGCCAAUAG
Messenger RNA from Nelumbo nucifera (sacred lotus), 1038 nucleotides. RefSeq lists its product as uncharacterized. Gene Ontology annotation, molecular function: GTPase activator activity; phospholipid binding. The record is from RefSeq and is a predicted model, not a curated record. Lineage: Eukaryota; Viridiplantae; Streptophyta; Magnoliopsida; Proteales; Nelumbonaceae.